This is a messenger RNA of Medicago truncatula (barrel medic), 2545 nucleotides long. Its product is annotated as putative wall-associated receptor kinase-like 16. Gene Ontology annotation, cellular component: plasma membrane. The record is from RefSeq and is a predicted model, not a curated record. Gene Ontology annotation, biological process: protein phosphorylation; cell surface receptor signaling pathway. The transcript has 3 exons. The coding region runs from base 128 to 2404 and encodes 758 amino acids. Gene Ontology annotation, molecular function: ATP binding; protein serine/threonine kinase activity; polysaccharide binding. Lineage: Eukaryota; Viridiplantae; Streptophyta; Magnoliopsida; Fabales; Fabaceae.
UUCACUCUAUCAAAAUUCAAAAAUAGCAUUACGUACAACAAGAAGAAAUAGAUUAAAUACUUAAAAAAAAAAUCCAAUGAUUUGUAAAAGUUAUAACGAACGAUGAACCUGAAAAAUUAGCAAAAUCAUGCACAUGGCUGUGGCCUCAAAUCAGUUGCUGCAGCUGGUAGUUUUUGCGGUCUUUUUUGCAAAAGCAACAACUCAGCAACUAUCUCUCCCAAACUGCACAACAAAGUGUGGCUCUGUCACAAUUCCCUUUCCAUUUGGAACCACCAAGGAUUGUUCCUUGGACAACACUUUUCUCAUAAAUUGCACCAAAGCAUCUUCUUCUUCUUCUUCAACCUCAACCCAUAUACCUUUCCUGCCACAUACUAAUCAAACUGUCCUAAACAUCUCGCUUGAUGGUGAACUGCGUGUUGCAUGGCCAGUAGCCAGCGAUUGCUACGACGAAAAGAGCAUACAGGUGAACCAAUCAUUUUGGGGUAUCAGAAUGACACAUUUUCCCGUCUCAUCAACACGAAACAAGUUUGUUGCCGUUGGCUGUGACACGAUUGCAAUACUCGCAGCAUUUGAUUUUGGGGGAAACAACUACACCACGGGAUGUUUGGCUUUGUGCAACAGGUUUAAUGAUAUCGUGGCCAAUGAAUCUUGCUCCGGCACUGGUUGUUGUCAGAUUUCAAUACCGCAAGGUCAUUUGUUCGAGAAAGUGUCCUUUGUUACUGUAGGUGCAUUCAACAAUCACUCAGCAGUACAUGACUUCAAUCCUUGUGGUUAUGCUUUUUUUGUUGAAAAUGGAGCCUACACUUUCGAAUCCACGGACCUCCUCAAGUUGGAGAAGAAGGAAUUUCCUGUGUUGUUGGACUGGGCAGUAGGGAACCAAACGUGCCAGCAAGCUCAGAAGGAUCUUGCAAAUUAUGCCUGUAAGGACAACAAAAGUACAUGUUACAAUCCACCUGAGAAAUCUGGUUACCUUUGCAGAUGCCUUCAUGGAUAUAGGGGAAAUCCUUACCUCAUUCAUGGUUGCCAAGAUAUUAAUGAAUGUAUGGAGUCCAAUGACUGUGUUGAGGAAGCAACAUGCACCAAUCUUCCUGGAAGCUACCAGUGUUUAUGUCCGGCAGAAUAUGAGGGAAACGGGAAGAUGAAUGGAACAAAAUGCAGUCCAAAAUCCAAUACCAAAUCAAGAAAAGAGAUCAUAAUGAUCAUUGCAAUGAGUGUCAGCAUGAGCCUUGUAGCACUACUGGUUGGAAGCUUUUAUGCGUAUUUGGCAUUAAAGAAAAGAAAGCUCAUUAAACUGAAAGAACAAUUUUUUCAACAAAAUGGUGGCUUACUACUACAACAAGAAGUAGUGAGGCACGGAGGGUCAACUGAAACAACUAAAGUCUUCACUGUUGAGGAGCUAAAUGAAGCAACCAACAACUUCGACGAAGGCAAGAUUCUAGGCCAAGGAGGUCAGGGAACAGUUUACAAAGGAGUUUUACAAGAUAAAAGAAUUGUAGCUAUUAAGAAGUCCAAAAUCAGUGACCCUAACCAGAUUGAGCCGUUCAUCAAUGAAGUGAUUGUGCUUUCACAAAUCAACCAUAGAAAUGUGGUAAAGCUCUUGGGUUGUUGUUUAGAGACAGAAGUUCCUUUACUUGUUUACGAAUUCAUUCCCAAUGGUACUGUUUAUGAGCAUCUUCAUGAUCAAAAUCCAACUUUAAAGCUUACAUGGAAAACAAGAUUGAGAAUAGCAAAAGAAACUGCUGGAGUCCUAGCAUACUUGCAUUCUGCUGCAUCUACACCAAUCAUACAUAGAGAUGUGAAAUCUUCAAACAUACUCCUAGAUCGCAAUCUCACGGCAAAGGUUUCUGACUUUGGAGCUUCUAGGAUUGUUCCUCUUGACCAUAGUCAGAUAAAAACCCUAGUACAAGGGACAUGGGGGUACCUUGACCCGGAAUAUUUCCACACAAGCCAAUUGACAGAGAAGAGUGACGUCUAUAGCUUUGGAGUUGUACUAGCAGAGCUACUGGCAGGAAAGAAGGCACUAUCUUUUAGCAGGCCAGAGUUGGAUAGAAACCUUGCAUUGUACUUUGUUUCUUCAAUGAAAGAUGGUCAGUUACUUCAUAUUUUGGACAAAAAUAUUGACGAGGCGAACAUUGAGCAACUAAAGGAGGUUGCCCUUAUUGCAGAAAGGUGUUUACGGGUGAAGGGUGAGGAAAGACCCACCAUGAAAGAAGUGGCAGCGGAACUGGAGGGAAUAUUAGUUAUUGAAGAGCACCGUUGGGGAAGUGGAAAUCAGUCUUCAGAAGAAACUGAUACAUUGCUCAGAACAACAUCACCUAUCAUUGUUACAGAUGGUGGCAAUAAUUAUUCUUCUGAAUCAUACAGCAUAAACCAGAUUACAAUGUCAUUUGUUGGUGGAAGAUGAUUAGUUGAAUUUUUCACAAUAAUUCCACCUUUAAAAGCAUAUAUAUAGGUUCAAUUUUUGUUUCUCUUUAUAACUAUUUGUUAUCUUCAGCACUCACAUUCAAACAAAAACUAAUACUUGUUUCCAGAAGAGAGAAAAAAA